UUUUUUUUUUGUUUCUUUCUAUUAGAAAUUUUUUAUUAAAAAACAAUCUCUUAAUCUCAAAACGAAAAAAAAACUUUAUAUAACAGCCGAUCAUAAAGAAAUAAAUUUCACAAUGAACGCCGCUACAUCUAUUCCAACGACACAAACUCAGCAAAAGCCAGGUUUCCGAAAAAUAAUGACUUGGAAUAAUAAAAGAAGCAGUAAAAAACUUCCUCAUUUGUCUUAUGAUAGUGCGCCUGGAGACGACAAAACAUCGCCUGUACCAGCAAGCCCUACUCAUAGUUUGAGGAGUCUUAAAACAGGACGACCUUCUCUAUUUGCAACUUUUGCACGCAGAAAUUCUACUAAGAGUGAACAUUCUUCAAGGAGCCGUUCACCUACAAGUCCUAGACCUUCUAACGACUUAAUCUUUACUUCCGAUGGAAUCCGUACUCCAAGCCCAACACCAUCACGAAAUUCAAUGAUCUUUGAGCGGGACAUAGAAUUCCAUGAUCAUCUUAGUGUACACGAGGCUAUUGACCUCGCUAUUCCUCCUGUCCUAGACGACGCAGCUGAAGCAUUCGUAAAUGAAGAAAUACCUACUAUCCUCACAGAAGAGAAUGUUAAUGAGCCUGGAAGUGAAUCUAAAUCGGAUAAUGGAAAAGAGAAGGCCAAGGUCAACGAAAAUGGAAACGGCAAACAAGGAGUAAAUGGAAAUAAUUAAUGAUGUAUAUAUUAUACAUAUGAGAAUCGCAAGAUACCGGGCAAAAGGCAGUUUUGGGUGCACAGCUAAUUUGUAUUAUUCAUUAUCACAUUUUUUUUUUCUUUGCUAUAUAUAUUAUAAAUACAUAUAUACAUACAUAUACUCAUUAUAUAUACAUGUGCCUAAACUUCCUUAUUUACUGACGAAUGGACCAAAAGAUGGAUAUUUGGCUUUCUUUUAUUU
Molecule: messenger RNA, 925 nt
Organism: Rhizophagus irregularis DAOM 181602=DAOM 197198
Lineage: Eukaryota; Fungi; Glomeromycota; Glomeromycetes; Glomerales; Glomeraceae
Source: RefSeq, a predicted model, not a curated record